UUGGUAUUACCUACAUUUUCAAAGAACUCUGUUAUCAUCCCUUCAGAGUUCAGUUUGUAUGUUGUUCGGAUGCUGUGCGAUUGUGAUUCUAUGGAGUUCUUAUUGCACUACAAGAAAAAUUUGGAAAUGAUAAGAAAAACACUGUGAAACUCAUGUGUUAACGGAAUUGAUGGACUCAAUACCGAAUGGCUGGGUUUAGCUGGUAUCUGUCUGAAGGCUUCCAAGUUAUAAUUGAGAAGUCUAAAGACAAGAAAUGCUCUCUAAAAGAUGUACAAUUACGUUUCUUGUGCCCUGAUGAUUUAGAAGAGGUUAGGUCUCUGUGCAGAGACUGGUUUCCUAUCGAAUACCCGCAGUCUUGGUAUGAAGACAUCACAUCCUCGGACAGGUUCUUCGCGCUCGCGGCAGUGUACAAGAACCAGAUCAUAGGUCUCAUUGUUGCCGAAAUAAAACCUUAUUUAAAACUGAAUGCCGAAGACAGAGGUAUCUUGUCGAGAUGGUUCGCUUCCAAGGAUACAUUAGUUGCUUAUAUAUUGUCAUUGGGAGUGGUGCGUUCGCACCGUCGUUCAGGGGUGGCAACGAUGCUGCUCGAUGUUCUGAUCAACCACCUGUCGGGGCCGGUGCCCCAGCCGCCGCACGAACAUCGAGUCAAGGCUAUAUUUCUGCACGUCCUCACGACCAACAACGAGGCUAUACUGUUUUAUGAACACAAAAGAUUCCUUCUACACUCGUUUCUUCCGUACUACUACUCGAUAAAGGGCCGUUGUAAAGACGGUUUCACAUACGUGUACUAUGUGAACGGGGGCCACGCGCCGUGGAGCCUCAUCGACUACAUGAAGUUCAUGGCUCGGACAGCGUGGAGGGGCGGAGGCCUAUAUCCGUGGCUGUGGGGGAAACUGAGAGCGGCGCUCACUAUAGCGUGGCACAGUUUUACGUCGUCUUCGAAUACUGUAAAAUUUAGGGGUGCGGUAUUUAAGCAGUAACGUUAUUCAAUUAGAAAACGAAAUGUUUGUACAGUAUUUUUUUUAGUUUUUUUUUUUAAUAUUCUAUUCUCACAAAUUAUGUUAUAGGUUAAUUAUUGUUCAAAAGAGGCAGAACAGGUUAAUGUCAUGAUAGAAUAGAGACAUGGUCCCAAUUAUCUAUAAAAUACGAAAAACAAUAAUGAUAUACAAUUAAUCUAUGCCAGAGAUUCCCAAACUGUUUUGGACAAGAGACCCCUUUUUCAAAAUGAACUGAUACCUCAGACCUCAUAUCCAAACUCCUUAACAAAUCCUAUAUCUAUUGAAAUACUUCCCAUCACUGUCUCAUCAAAACAAAAAAAAAACGGAUAUAAGAUUCAGUGAAUUAAAGUUAUAGUACAAAAAUGAUGCUUCCUACUAAAAUAUUGGUAAUUGUUAUUACGCGUUGAUACACGUAACACAACUUAUUACGGUAUUAACUUAACUCAGUAUCUUGAAAGUUUCUCAUAAGAACUCGUGUUAAUUAAUAGAGAUCGAUUUUUAGACCUCGACGACAUGCAAAAUUUGUUUAUGUCGACCCAUGGGAUACCGAAAUCGAACAGUAUGGGAAUCUAUAAUCUAUAAUUUUUUUUUAUUUAAUAUAUAGGUAUACUGAAGCGAAAUUACACAAUACAAGAAAAAUCAGUUUCUAAAAUAUAUAUAAAUCAACUCCUUAUUGAGAAAGAACUCUCUUGUUCCGCUAAACUACUGUUUCUAUUAAUAUCCUGAAAAUCCGGAACCGACAAGUCCUCCCUAUUACUUUAAAUUAUUGUACUCUAAAAAAAUGUCGAGGAAAGAAAGAAAAGUUAUCAUUUAUGAGAUAAAAUUAAAGAUUUCAAAUCAUAGCGGUUACAAUUGAAUCGAAUAGUGAUUUAAAACUAAUUCGGGGUUCCAUCCGUUUACUUACAAUCAAACCUUUUAUAAUUCGACUAUGUAUGUAAUAUAAUAAUAAAUUAACAUAAUUUAAUUUUAUUAUUCAUUUCAAUUAUGAUCAUGUACAUACCUUUCGUGCCUCUUUUGUCUGUUUGUAUUGUUAACCGACCUUAAAAAAAAACGAAGGAAGGUUUUAAUUCGUGACGUCGUUUUAUUCGUAAACUGUACUAGUGUCAACUCGGCUGACAUUACGAAAUGACAAAGUUAUAAUGUGAUAUUUUAUUUUUUGUUUUUAAUAUUAAAUACGAGGGCUUUAAAAUUUCAAUAGGUAACAAACGGAUGUGUGGUUUUCCACUUAACGAUCAUUGUCUAUAGGGUAUAUAAUUAAUAUUAUUUAUUUACCAUUUAAAGUGAACGAUGAUUAUUAAUUUUACUCUGUGUAGCAGAUUACCGCUGUUCAAUUGAAUAAUGAUCGUAGUAAUUAUCGUCCAAAGGUUAUAAAGCUAUAUGAAACGUUAUCCAUAGACAAAUAUAUUUUAAUUCUAUAUUUUAAAAACGAAAUGACAUUCUAGAUAAAUAUGACAAUAGUUUAAUGAAAAAUAAAUACUGCCUAGAACACUUCUCGGGUCUGGUCCGAAGAGUUCCAGGGUUCCAAGAAAUAGACAACAUGUACGAUAGAAUGGAGACGAUGUCUCCGUCUCAAAUAGUUAAGAGAAUUUUCUAUUGAAUUUUCAUUCCAUGGCUGUUCGGAAAUAUUCUAGAUUCUUCGAUGGGUAUAACCAACCUCUUUCGCUGUAUUGCUGGUCGUUUUCGAAAGAUCAUGAUUCAUAAACUAAAGAUGAUUCUAUGAAAAUUCACUAGCAUGGAUAUUCUCUAAAUUGAUAUCUAAAAUGAUAGUCUAAACGCGGAGACCAUACUAAAAGACAAAAAAAUUAACUAAACACAUGUACGUGUCGAACGAUUUUUGAUAAAAAUUCCUAGAUUCGGUCUUAUGCUUCUGAUAUUUACAUAUUACUUAUGUAUAAUGUAUUUGUUAUGUGAUUUUUAUGUUGACUCUUUGAUUAUUUUUUAUGUGACACUUUACCCUGCUUUCACUUAAUCUGUUCAGUCUACCUUUAGUUUCCUAUAAAAAUAACUUGUUACGAAGUAAGACUCUAUAUCUUAUUUCACUUAAAAGUAAUCAACAUCAAAAUAUCUAAAAUAAAUCAAAAAAUCACCAUGCACCAUGUUUGCACCAUGUUUUAACUAAAGAUGGCUAUGAAAGAUGCUGCCGUCCAACAGGAGAAUUUACCUUAUGUAUAUUUUUGUUUACGUUUGAUGGAUUUCGUCCUCCCACUAUCGGGACUAAGAAAGAUCGAUGUAGUGUGCAAUACGAUCACCGAUCUAGCCGAAAUCGGGAAGAUCGGGCCGAAAAAGGACGAAAAUCCCGAAGUAUCCUUUCCCUGCACCACUGUCGCUUUAGCUUAGACUUUCUCUGGUUACCGCGCAAAUAGCUCUUACAUAAACCAGGCGAAAAUGCACAAGAAACACCAAGCAUAAUUACCGCGGGCUCCACACUGGUCAAGCCCUACGAACCCCACCAGCGAAAUAUUCUUGAGCUGUAAACGCUUUCGCUUUCCGUUCUUGUCUGUUGUUUCGUAAUGCCUGUUCCACUCUUUCAAAUUCAUGUUUGCUACACGGCAGAUAUAGGCAGAUAUCUGUCACCAGUAAAUGCGAUUUAAGUGUCAGAGAUCGUCAAAUGAUUCAAAACCCUCCACAAAAAAAGAAAGCCUAAUUAACCACAGCAGUACUGUAUUUUAUUUUUUCAUAUUUCAAAAAAGACUGGGAAUUACUAAUUUAUCUCUGUGAAUUAUCUUUUUUCAUCAUCGAUAAACAAUUGAACCGGUUCAGUUUCUAGCCAAGAUUUCUUUGAAUAAAUCAACGUCGAUAAUGCUUAUUUAAUAACAAUAUAUGUAUAAUAUAUAUUUACAAAAAUGUUAAAAGAUUAAAGUUAUUCUCGAUCGUAUACAAAAUAAUGUAAGUGAUAAAGUAUAAAAAUAUUUUUGUCCUCUAAAAUAGUCCAGGGUGUACUGGAUUAUGCUUUCGAAGAAAAAUGUAGGUGACAGUUUGGUCGAAUACUGAAAGCGAUAAAAAAAGUCGUAAUUAAACUACAUUUACGGCUUAAUCUCACAUUUUUAUUGUCAUUAUAUUGUUUCUGAGAUUCCGAAUGCAUCACAGUUUUCGUAGUUACGGACGACUGCCAUCGUGAGGUUAAAUUAAACCGUAAAAGUAACUAUUUAUGUCAACGAAUAGAGCAAGCCGAAGAAAAUACUAAAAUAUUCGCGUAUUGAAAAUCUCCAGUCAUUAUCAGCUCUGAAAAUAAAAAUAGUUUUCCUUACAUUUUAAGGUAGUAGUAGAACAUAACUGUUUCGGUGUGCAUAGUGCCGUUUGCCGCUAGGGGCGCUGUUCCAACUACAUACGUUGAGUUAACUUUUACGUGAUCGAGAAGUGAAAAAACUCGCACUAAGCACACGAUUCCGAAAGCGGGCCCCUUACACCCUGUGUACUGAACUAUAUUGUACUAGUGCAUCUAAAUCGUGCCAUGAUUUACUGCCAAUGAAUUUAAAUAAAAUUAUAAGAUGUUCGUGUGUUCAGAGUAAUUUAAUAUAGAUUAAUGAAUGCCUUAACAGUGUACGUAGAGAUAAAUGAUUUUAUUGUAUUUUAUUUUUUCACAUAUCAUAAAGAAUGUUUCAAUCAAAUUUACGAAAUUUAUAUUGUGUAUUAAUAAAUUUAAAUAACGAGCUGUAUUGUUUACUACUGCGUCCAAACCGGCUAUUAGACAGCAUCAUAAAACGUGUGCCAUAUGUAUGUUUAUUUUCACAUUUAGACUUACUUAAAUACAUAUAGACUUUUGUUUCGUGGAUUCUUUUAAGCACUGACUUUUUUUGGAGUCGGUAAAGUUUACUUUGAAUAUUAAUAUCACAUGACAUCUAUAUUGAAACAAUUACAUUUGAAACGCAAAGAAAUCAGGUACUAAUCUAACAUUCUUUUGAGAUUUUGUGACAUUCUUGAGACGUCACAAAACAGUGUAGGCAAUACCGUCUUUACCAUAAGGGCACACGGGGCCCGUGCCCAGGGCCCCCAUUCUCAGGGGGCCCUAAGGACCGACAAUUUCCCUCACACAUUUAUUCGGUUUCCGUUAUCGUGAUCGUAACCAAAAAACCAGCAGCAUUCUAAUAUCAUUAAUGACAUAUUAUAUCAUACCGUAUUUGAUAUAUAAUAAAUGGUCAUACUCGGUAAAAAAAUGUUAUUAUAAUUCGCUCUUUUUACUUUCCAAAAGGGCCUCAAAUUCUUGUGUGCCCCAGGGCCCCAGCCUAAUUUAAGACGUCCCUGAGUGUAGGUAGUUAGAUACUGAAUCGCGACAUAUUUUAAUGGUUUUUUCUUUUAAAAACUACUUCUUAGACGUCACGUGAUUCUGACAGUUUUUUUUUAUUUAAUACAAUUUCAAAUAUGAUAAUGAACGUUCGUACGUACGUUCGAACGUAAUUGGUUCGUAAGAUCUCGUCACUUUUAUCCGAUUGAGUUCAAUUGAACAUUGUACAAAUGUCGUUGAGGCACUUCAGAGAAAUUAUUGUACUUAAACUUACGAAAGAUGGCGCACGACUGCCUUUAACAAUUAGAAGUUUUUCAUUUUACGGUCAUCACUGUGGAGCGUGGCUUCAAAAGCUUAGUAUCAAUUUUAAUAAUCGAUAUUUAAUUAAUACAAAACUGCUCUGAACUAUGAUUAAUAACAACGAACAAUUUGUAGUAUUUUCUUUAUAGCAGUCAAGUGCUCUGUAUUCCGACCGUGGAAUAGACUAUAGAUUGGAGUUGCCAGCGUAGAAAAACUAUUUUGUGGGACAAUUGCCAAUAUUUAUAUUAAAGGCUGGCAUUUCUACACUUAAAAAAAUACUGCAAAAUCUUGAAUUUUUGUACUAGUGUUUCAGAGUAGAUUAUUUCUUUUUUAAUAUCCCAAAUCGUAUGCGAUGAUUUUUGGACUAUACUGCCAACAUUAAAAACUUAUUGAUAAUAUUGACUGGGACCGUUAUAUUCGUUCAUCACAAAUCCUACAAAAAUCACACGAAUAAUAAUAGCUUAGAAACUUUGUUGUUUGUUUAAAUUUUACGUAUGUUUGUGCUUAUGCUAUUACACAAUUGCACUCUUAUUUAUAUACAUAUUAAACGCGAUAUAGUUUCGUAAUAUUUGAUUGAAACAGAUUAUAUUUCAGUUGUUAAAUUUUGUAGGACGUAUUUUCUAAAAAGAUUAGGAAAUAACAUUAUUAAACCAGUGUACGUGUGGGAAAGUGUGUACUCAUUUAAAACCAAAGUAUUUUAUUCGUUUUGUUGUUAAGUAUUAUUCAUUAUGAUGACUUUAUAUUAAGAAAAGGAACGUUAUUUUGUUGAAAUUGUUUUCGAGUAUUAUUAUUAAAGUUCCAUAUUAAAUUAUGCUAUGAGUGGUAGUAUGGGUUCGUUUCUAAUAUUUUUAAAAUUUAGAAUAAAAAAUAUUACAUAUUGCGAGGCGGAUAAUUAUGUUCAAAAGGUAACCCGUCAAUCUUAGCAACGGCCAAUAGGGAUGUUGACCCAUUUAAAAAAAUCCAUCAUAGAUAUAUUUUCUAGAAUAUUAUGAAACCACCUGUGAAAUGGCUAAGUUGGGAACCCUAUAAUAUGUUGAAAGAGGUUAUUGUCAACAAAAUAGAAUCACAAAUUGCUUUUAACGUCAACGACAGUAUGUCGCGGAGGUGCGAAAGAGAUAGAAAUGUUUCUACUUCGCACACACACUUACGAUUAGUGUCAAUGCUUUUAUACAAAACGGUUUCUUUUUAAUUGUAGAUAUAAUUUUGUUGUGUAUAAAACAAACAGGGAACACUCUCAUUACCAAUAAGUUAUUGUUGUAAUCAAAGAAUAUUAUUUUUUACCUUUUGAACUGACCCUCCUCAUUCGACUAUAUUUUUUUUCAUAUUUACAUGUAAUAUUAUGUACGUUUGAAUGUGUUAAUGAAUGUAUUCAUUGUGACGUCACUAGCAAAAAUUAAUGCUAAAUGUUAAGUUUUGACACCUCGAUCUAUUAAUUGUGGAAAUAUGAAGCUUCCAAAUAAAUUGUUGAAUUAAAAA
Messenger RNA from Bombyx mori (domestic silkworm), 6996 nucleotides. RefSeq names its product N-alpha-acetyltransferase 60 (gene Naa60). Gene Ontology annotation, biological process: N-terminal peptidyl-methionine acetylation. Gene Ontology annotation, cellular component: Golgi membrane. The transcript is spliced from 6 exons. The record is from RefSeq and is a predicted model, not a curated record. Bases 186 to 980 code for a protein of 264 amino acids. Gene Ontology annotation, molecular function: histone acetyltransferase activity; protein-N-terminal amino-acid acetyltransferase activity. NCBI's taxonomy places the organism in Eukaryota, Metazoa, Arthropoda, Insecta, Lepidoptera, Bombycidae.